CUCAACGAGAAAAUCUCGAGUAAGCGGACGAUAAUCCUGGGAGGACUAGACCUCUCUGCGACUCCCUGGAGAUAGCAUCCGCCAUGAGUCAGCCACCUAUCGGGGGCGCUGCUGCUACAGCCUCGCCUCGCUUGCAUCCAGAGGGAAGCAGCCGAAGCAAGCAACAGCAGCGAGCAUCCUCUCCGGCCAGACCCAGGGAUUCUCCCGUCCGCCAGCCCUCCCCAGCUGCUAACUCUGCCCGCUCCACAGCGGCGGCUGCAGUUGCUGCCUCUAAAGCAAGCUCCGCCCGGCAGCCGCCGCCGCCGCAGCAGCAGCAGUCGCCGGGGCAGAAACCCAGCCGGGCUAAAGGGGGCGGAGGAGGAGUGGGAGGGGACAAGCCGCCCCCGCAGGCUGCGCCGCCGCUAAGGAGCGCCGUGUCACUGGGAGCUGUCCAGGCCGGGGGUGGUGCUGAAGCGCAAGUCGCCUCGCCCUUGGCACUGACCGGAGGGCUCCCGAAAAGAAACGCAGGGCCCUCGGCGGACAAGCGGGAGGCGCCGGCGAAAGACUCGACGUCCGGGGCCUGCGAGCAGCAGCCUCCGGCUGGAGGCGAGGGGGAAAGAGAAGGCUCGUCUGCGCCUCCUCAGCCGCCGCCGCCGCCUAAGAGCUGGAGCCGGGGUAAAGCGGGGAGGCCUCUGCAAAAGGGCGGGGGGGAGGCAGCCCCGGCGCCUCCAUCUUUUUGUGGCACAGGGAAGGGCCGGGCCCUGGCGGGGGGCGGCGGCGACGGCGCCUACUGGAAGGAAGGAUGCCUGCAAAGUGAGCUCAUCCAGUUCCACCUCAGGAAAGGGCUGGCGGCGGCCCAGAUGCAAAGCAAAGGCAGUAACCAGAACAACGGCGGCGCCUCGGCGGCCGAGCAGCCUCAGCGUGCCUCCCCCUCUUCCUCCAUCCCUUCUCCAAUGGCGCCCGUUGGGGCCGAAGAAGGCAAUGGCCGCAACGGAGCUCCCGAAGGCGCCUCGAGCCUGAAUCAUCGACAGCAGCAGGAGCUCCAAGAGGAGGUGGAGAAGCUGCGGGAGGAGAACGAGACCCUCAAGAAUGAAAUAGAUGAAAUGAGGACUGAGAUGGAUGAGAUGAGGGACAGCUUCUUUGAAGAAGAUGCCUGCCAGCUUCAGGAAAUGCGCCAUGAGUUGGAGAGGGCUAACAAAAAUUGCAGGAUCCUUCAAUAUCGUCUUCGUAAAGCAGAGAGAAAGAGGCUCCGCUAUGCACAAACUGGGGAGAUUGACGGAGAACUUCUGCGUAGCUUGGAACAGGACUUGAAGGUUGCAAAGGAUGUUUCAGUAAGACUUCAUCAUGAGCUGGAAAAUGUGGAAGAAAAACGUACCACUACAGAAGAUGAAAAUGAUAAGUUAAGACAGCAGCUGAUUGAAGUGGAGAUUGCUAAACAGGCUCUACAGAAUGAACUUGACAAGAUGAAAGAGCAGUCCAUGAAAAGAAGAGGAAGCAAAGACUUGCAGAAAUCAGAAAAAAAGUCACAGCAGACACCUACUGAAGAGGACAAUGAAGAUUUGAAAUGCCAGUUGCAGUUUGUCAAAGAGGAGGCUGCCCUCAUGAGGAAAAAAUUGGCUAAAAUAGACAAGGAAAAGGACAAAUUUGAGCAUGACCUUCAAAAGUAUAGAUCACUUUAUGGAGAUCUAGAUAGUCCCUUACCCAAGGGGGAAGCUGGAGGUCCACCUACCACAAGAGAAGCAGAACUUAAGCUUCGUCUGAGGUUAGUAGAAGAAGAAGCCAAUAUUCUGGGAAGGAAAAUAGUGGAACUAGAAGUAGAAAACAGAGGGCUGAAAGCAGAGCUUGAUGACUUAAGAGGAGAUGAUUUCUCAGGGACAGCCAAUCCCCUCAUGAGGGAACAGAGUGAAUCUCUGUCAGAGUUACGACAGCAUCUGCAGCUAGUAGAGGAUGAAACAGAACUGCUAAGGAGAAACUUGGCUGAUGUGGAAGAACAAAAUAAGCGGAUCACUACAGAGCUAAACAAAUACAAAUACAAAUCUGGGGCUCAUGACAGUUCGAGGCACCACGACAAUGCCAAAACAGAAGCUCUGCAGGAAGAACUCAAAGCUGCUCGCAUGCAAAUCAAUGAACUCAGUGGUAAAGUCAUGCAACUUCAGUAUGAAAACAGAGUCCUGAUGUCCAACAUGCAGCGGUAUGAUCUAGCCUCUCACUUAGGGAUCCGGGGCAGUCCCAGAGACAGUGAUGCUGAAAGUGAUGCAGGGAAAAAAGAAAGUGAUGAUGACUCCCGUCCCCCACAUCGCAAAAGAGAAGGGCCCAUUGGUGGAGAAAGUGACUCAGAGGAAGUCCGCAACAUUCGUUGCCUGACCCCCACUAGAUCAUUCUAUCCAACCCCAUCAGGGUGGCAGAAAAGUUUCACAGACCGUCAACAAAUGAAGGACAUCCGCUGUGAAGCAGAGCGUCUUGGCAAGACAAUAGACCGCCUGAUUUCUGACACAAGCACUAUAAUUGCAGAGGCAAGAAUUUAUGUGGCAAAUGGGGAUCUGUUUGGACUUAUGGAUGAUGAAGAUGAUGGCAGUAGGAUACGGGAGCAUGAACUUCUUUAUCGGAUAAAUGCCCAGAUGAAGGCAUUUAGAAAAGAACUUCAAGCCUUCAUUGACAGACUAGAGGUUCCCAAAUCUUCGGAUGAUCGAAGUGCAGAUGAACCAUUGUCAGUGAGUCAGAUAAGAAGUACAAGAGCUAUAGUUUCUGUAGUAAUCACUGCUGUAAAAACACUGAAGACUACUUGUUUGCAAGAAGGAGAACCCAAUGUUACAUGCCACACACAGAAAAAAGCAAGCAAAACCUUCUUUCAUUUAAAUGAAUCUAAAUUGUGCUCACUAAGAAUGCCAGUUAUUGCAGCCUGGAGGUGCUGACGAUGCUUGGAGAAUACAGCCCACUGCAUGCAUACCUGAUCCUUACACUUCUUGGCUUAAUACAUUUAGCCAGAGGAGAAUUACCAGUUGGGUCCGGGAGUGAUGAAUACUUCCUUGCCAGAGGUAGUGCUCACAGUUUCAAGGAAGUGAUUGUGAGGCCAAUUCUGAAGAUAUCAACCCAGAAUCAUAAACAAACUGUCUCCAAAGACUGAUGGAAAAUCUUCAAGCAAGAGGUGACUACAGCUUCAGACACUCCUGGAUGAUACUGACAAUCUUGACCUGUUUCAGUUGGGAUUUUAUUUUAGAACAGAAACUGUUCUAGUCACCCUGAUGGAUAACCUGUAUCAGGGGGAUUCACACAGUGAGCAUGAUCUUUUUGAUUCUCUUGGAUCUCUGUGGUUUUUGAUACCACCGAUAAUAGUAUUUUUCUGGACCAUUUGACAAUGGAGAUCAACCCUACUUCUCAGGCAGUUUCCAGAAAGUAGUGCUACAGCAGUAUGAUUCAGUUUCAUAGUUUUAAUGCCUGAUCUUCCCCUC
Heteronotia binoei (common prickly gecko) is the source of this 3428-nucleotide messenger RNA. RefSeq names its product MTCL family member 3 (gene MTCL3). NCBI's taxonomy places the organism in Eukaryota, Metazoa, Chordata, Lepidosauria, Squamata, Gekkonidae. The record is from RefSeq and is a predicted model, not a curated record. The transcript is spliced from 7 exons. Gene Ontology annotation, biological process: regulation of autophagy. The coding region runs from base 84 to 2891 and encodes 935 amino acids.